UCAAGUUUUCAAGUUUUUACAUGUUAUGAUUAUCUCAAUCAAUGUAUUGUUUUAAGAUCAUUGUAAACUUUAAAAAGGCAUAUAUUUUAUUUGACUAUGUUAAAUUGAGGAACGAACAUUAGGAAGUUUUUAUUUGCAUACUUUGAACGUUUGAAAUGGUGUCGGUGUUUCCAGCAACGCCGUUAGGAUUCUCGGCAUUAGAAUUUGAGAAUGCAGUUAAGGAGCUUGAGAAUCCACAAACUGAAGGCUUUGAAUUUUUUACCGAGUCACAUGAUGUGAAGAUCUACAAACUGUAUAAUGAGGAAUCAGGCUUGUAUGUGUACAAAAUCUAUGGUAUUUUGAAAGAUGUUUUGCCUGAAACUUGUGCUGAUGUUUAUAUGGAUCUAAAAUACCGUAAAACUUGGGAUACAUAUGCUAAAGAACUAGAAGAAAUUGAAGAUGGGGAGAAAAAGUUAAUAUAUUGGAAUGUUAAUUAUCCAUUUCCUAUGUGGAAUAGAGAUUAUGUAUAUCAAAGAGAGCUACGUGAGUUAGAAUCACAUGGUAGUAAAGUUUGGGUUGUUUUAUCAGAAAGUGAUAGUUCAUCAAAAAUACCAGAAAAAUCGGGUGUUAUACGAGUUUCAGAUUUUAAACAAAGUGCUGCUUUAAUGACAGAUGGAAAAAAUGGGACCAAAGCAUUUAUGCAGUAUUAUGAUGACCCAAAAGGUGCAAUACCAACUUGGUUAAUCAACUGGGUUGCCAAGAAAGGGGUGCCUGAGUUUUUGACUAUGAUGGAAAAAGCAUGUAAAGGUUAUCCUGAAUACUUAAAAUAGAAUCCAUAGACAGCCAAUAAAUCCAACAAUUUAUUGUUGAGCAAAGAUAUUAUGCACAUUGGGGUACAAUUCAAAACAAAAACACAAACAGUAUAUUUUGUUGUGAAGUAGAAGAAUAAUUGGGACUAUAUAAACCUGUGUUAAAUUGUGUUCAAGGGUAAAAUAAGACAUAUUUUUAAGGGGCAGUCUGUUUUUUUUUAUAGGUCAAAAAAUUGUUUUGCUCAAAUUUAUGAAAACUUUACCUCAAAAACUAGAGAAAUAUGUCCCUCAACAUAGUUAUAACAAAUGCAUAAGUUAUUCUGAAGGUAUGUUUUUAAUAUUAAAAAUUGUUCAUACUGCCCCUUUAACUACCUCAAUCUUCCUCAAAUGUGCAGAAAGUCUUUGUUGAUUAUACCUACUUAAUUUUACUUAUUUUGUUGUUUUUGUUAUUUUACACUUUAAUUUUUUAUUAGAACUAUUUGGAAUAAAAUUUUCUUG
Molecule: messenger RNA, 1286 nt
Organism: Lottia gigantea (owl limpet)
Lineage: Eukaryota; Metazoa; Mollusca; Gastropoda; Lottiidae
Exons: 6
Coding region: 156-809 (217 amino acids)
Molecular function (GO): phosphatidylcholine intramembrane carrier activity; phosphatidylcholine binding
Source: RefSeq, a predicted model, not a curated record